AUGAGUGAAAUGAAUAUUAAUAAUAACAAUAAUAUCAGUGCAACACUAGUCACGCACCACAGUUCAAAUUAUGAAAAUCUAUCAAUAAACACAAAACAACAAAUAUUAGAAAUUGAGGACAAAAUUCAGGAAAUUAAUCUCGACAGCGAUAACGAGACGAUAAAUCCUAAUAAUGUCGGUGAAGAAGAAGAGCAAGACCAACAGCAACCAGAAGAGACUAUUCGCUUAUCUAUUAUCAUAAUGAGUGAAAUGAAUAUUAAUAAUAACAAUAAUAUCAGUGCAACACUAGUCACGCACCACAGUUCAAAUUAUGAAAAUCUAUCAAUAAACACAAAACAACAAAUAUUAGAAAUUGAGGACAAAAUUCAGGAAAUUAAUCUCGACAGCGAUAACGAGACGAUAAAUCCUAAUAAUGUCGGUGAAGAAGAAGAGCAAGACCAACAGCAACCAGAAGAGGCGAAGCCGCACGAAAUCGGAAACGUACGUUACGGCAAAUGCAAGUGGUUUAAUGUGGCCAAAGGAUGGGGUUUCAUAACGCCGCACGAUGGCGGUCGGGAAGUAUUUGUUCAUCAGAGCGUGAUACAAAUGUCCGGCUUUCGUUCAUUAGCUGAACAAGAAGAGGUCGAAUUCGAGUGCAAAUUAUCUGAAAGAGGUCUCGAAGCCGUACGUGUUUCCGGUAGAGAAGGCACCGAAUGUCAUGGUUUUGUCACAAAAUCGGGGUCGAUUAGUUUAAACUCGCCAUUGGUUCCUUCCCAUGCUAGAAGAAGACGUUAUCGUCGCAUACGUUGCUACAAUUGCGGCAAUUUUGCCAAUCACAUCGCAAUAAAAUGCAAUCUUGGACCACAACCAAAAAGUUGCCAUCUGUGUAAAUCGGUGUGCCAUCUAUUUGCCAAUUGUCCAACUAAAAAGGAUGAAACGCUUUCCGGAACGAAAAAGCAUUCGAAUAAAUCCGCCGAGUCUACUGCGUCUGCGCAAACAGCGAACGAGUGCAAAGAUCUUACAGGAAAUAAUGAUAAUAAAUAGUUUACCUUUAACUAUUCGUAAUGAUGGAAAGUACAAAAACAACCAAAAAAUUACUUUGCAGCUUUGUUCUACCUACAACAUUCCAUAGGCCAAAAAAGAAAAAAAACAAAAAAAAAACAAAACUAAAAAUCCUGAAUGCUAAAAACAAUAACAACAAAGAGCUUUAUCCAAGCAUCUUAAGAAAAAGUACAAAAUAUCAUUUUACAUAUGGUACAAAUAAAUACACUGUGAGUGAAAGAGAGCAGACAGAGACGGAACGAGGGAAAAAUACAAGAAACUUAUGUAACUAAUAUGUAAAGCAAAGCAGGAACAAU
Molecule: messenger RNA, 1337 nt
Organism: Glossina fuscipes
Lineage: Eukaryota; Metazoa; Arthropoda; Insecta; Diptera; Glossinidae
Gene: lin-28
Product: protein lin-28 homolog
Exons: 7
Coding region: 1-1023 (340 amino acids)
Molecular function (GO): nucleic acid binding; zinc ion binding
Source: RefSeq, a predicted model, not a curated record